GCGACUAUUUAAUUCUGUUUUCCACGCUAUUAUAAACUUUCAACAAUGUCCACUUUAGAACUCUCCAUCUUCCUUCAUUUUCUUCUUCCUCCUCCUUUCUUUGACAAUUGGCAUUGACCUUUCUCUUUCACACACUCACGCACUUACUACGUGUGUGUAUAUAUAUAAAAGAAAUAUAUAUAGACACACAAUUUGUUUGAUCCAGCAUUUUUCAACUGUAUAUUUGUAAUGAUUGUGGAGACGGCGUUGGAAGUACUGGUGCCGUCGUGGUGGGAGGUGAAAAUCACCGUCGCGGCGACGGUAUUUGUUGUCAUUUCUUACUGGUUCUUUGCGUUCGGCGGCGAUGAUGAUGAUUCUGGUGGUCGUGGUGUUGCCGUUGAUGAUGAUUCCGGUAUCGUCGUUGAUAAAGACAAGAUGGGCCAGCUAAAAGGAGACCCUCAAACUAAUUCUGCAUAUAUAAUCAAGGUUGAACUGUUAGCUGCUAAAAAUCUCAUUGCUGCUAAUUUGAAUGGCACGUCAGAUCCAUACGCAAUCAUCACUUGUGGUGCACAAAAAAGAUUUAGUUCAAUGAUCCCUGGUUCAAGAAAUCCUAUGUGGGGGGAGGAGUUCAACUUUUCUGUUGAUGAGCUUCCAGCAGAGAUAAAUGUGACAAUAUAUGAUUGGGACAUAAUUUGGAAAAGUGCUGGUCUUGGUUCAGUGACUGUACCUGUUGAAAAUGAAGGCCAGACAGGUGCUGUUUGGCAUACAUUGAACAGCACAUCGGGGCAGAGGUUCUAUCCCGAUGAAACUAAAUCCUGCCCGUAUCUUUUCCAGGUUUGUCUUCACAUUAAAACAGUAAAACUCAAUAUCAAUUCAUCAAGGGGUUUGAAUGGUGCUAAUACUCGUAGAAGGAUUCCUUUGGAUAAAGAAGGGCCUACUGUGGUUCAUCAGAAACCUGGGCCACUGCAAACAAUCUUUGAUCUCCCUGCUGAUGAGGUUGUUGAACAUAGUUAUUCUUGUGCACUUGAGAGGUCAUUUUUGUAUCAUGGACGUAUGUAUGUCUCCUCAUGGCACAUUUGCUUCCACUCAAAUGUAUUCUCAAAGCAAAUGAAGGUAGUUAUUCCUCUAGGAGAUAUUGACGAGAUAAGGAGGAGCCAGCAUGCAUUCAUUAACCCUGCUAUUACAAUAAUUCUGCGUACAGGUGCUGGCGGCCAUGGGGUACCUCCUUUAGGAAAUCCUGAUGGGAGAGUACGAUAUAUGUUUGCUUCUUUUUGGAAUAGGAAUCAUGCAAUCAGAGCCUUGCAACGAUCAGCAACGAACUAUCAUGCCAUGCUAGAAGCAGAGAAAAAGGAGAGGGAACAGUCAGCACUACGUGCACAUAGCAGUUCGGUUAAAGGAAGUAAAAAGAUGGAUAUGAGUCGGGAAGAAAAUGUGCCAAGGUCUGAGAAGUCUCAGCCUUUUAUUAAGGAAGAAGUCCUUUCUGGUAUAUACAAUGACAUCUUCCCAUGUACACCUCAGCAGUUUUUUGACUUAUUAUUGGCUGAUGGUUCAAAUUUCACUAACGAUUACCGUACAGCACGCAAAGAUUCUAAUCUCAAUAUAGGUCAAUGGCAUUCUGCUGAUGAUUAUGACGGUCAAGUCAGAGAGAUUACAUUCAGAACCAUUUGUAACAGUCCUAUGUGUCCCCCAGAUUCAGCAAUGACGGAAUAUCAGCAUGCCAUUUUGUCACCAGAUAAGAAAAUGCUGGUUUUUGAGACUGUACAACAGGCCCAUGAUGUCCCGUUUGGAUCAUGCUUUGAGGUUCACUGUAGAUGGUCUUUAAAGGCAUCUUCUGAAUCAUCCUGCAUUUUAGACAUAAAAGUUGGUGCACAUUUCAAGAAAUGGUGCAUUAUGCAGUCUAAAAUUAAGGCAGGAGCCGUUGACGAGUACAAGAAGGAGGUUGCAACUAUGAUUGGAAUGGCUCGCUCAUGUGUUGAAUCCAGAAUCUCAGGAAAUGAAAUGCAAAAUGCUGCAUCUGAACCUCCCCCUACUCAAGAGAACGUCUAAUUUAGGGAAUAUUGUAAGCAUCAGGGGAAUUUUUGAAAGUGUUCCAUAAUUCUGGUUCGUUUGUUUGUAAGUAAAGAUAGUACCACUAGUCCAUGUAAUGUCAUCACAAUCUUUGGAUAGUAAUUGCACCCUAUUCCUCCAACGGAGGUCAGGUGGUGCGCUUUUGUAAAAUUUAUGGACACAAUUUUGUUGUAAAGAUAGAUAAUUUUCUUUUUUCCUAAUUUUCUCAAAUGUGUUUUUCUCAA
Messenger RNA from Capsicum annuum, 2270 nucleotides. RefSeq names its product BAG-associated GRAM protein 1. The coding region runs from base 229 to 2025 and encodes 598 amino acids. Lineage: Eukaryota; Viridiplantae; Streptophyta; Magnoliopsida; Solanales; Solanaceae. The record is from RefSeq and is a predicted model, not a curated record. The transcript is spliced from 18 exons.